Messenger RNA from Corvus hawaiiensis (hawaiian crow), 5221 nucleotides. RefSeq names its product protein tyrosine phosphatase non-receptor type 11 (gene PTPN11). Lineage: Eukaryota; Metazoa; Chordata; Aves; Passeriformes; Corvidae. The record is from RefSeq and is a predicted model, not a curated record. Gene Ontology annotation, molecular function: protein tyrosine phosphatase activity. Gene Ontology annotation, biological process: protein dephosphorylation. Bases 126 to 1907 code for a protein of 593 amino acids. The transcript is spliced from 16 exons.
CGAGGCCGCCGUUGUUCGCGCUCCCCGCAGCGCCCGAAGGCCGCGGCCCCGCCGGGACCCCCAUGUGAGCGGCGGGCGGCGCGGGGGGGCCGGCGCACCGCGACCCGCCGGGGCCACGGGGGAAGAUGACAUCGCGGAGAUGGUUUCAUCCAAAUAUCACUGGGGUGGAGGCAGAAAACCUGCUGUUAACAAGAGGAGUCGAUGGCAGCUUCCUGGCACGGCCCAGCAAAAGUAACCCAGGAGACUUCACACUCUCUGUUAGACGAACUGGAGCUGUCACCCACAUCAAGAUCCAGAACACAGGUGACUACUAUGACCUCUACGGGGGAGAGAAGUUUGCCACGCUGGCUGAGCUGGUCCAGUAUUACAUGGAACACCAUGGGCAGCUCAAGGAGAAGAAUGGAGAUGUCAUAGAGCUGAAAUAUCCCCUCAACUGUGCUGACCCCACAUCAGAAAGGUGGUUUCACGGACAUCUCUCUGGGAGAGAAGCUGAGAAACUCUUGACAGAGAAAGGAAAACAUGGGAGUUUCCUGGUGCGGGAGAGCCAGAGCCACCCUGGGGACUUUGUCCUCUCCGUGAGGACGGGGGAUGACAAAGGAGAGAGCAACGAUGGCAAAUCCAAGGUGACACACGUCAUGAUCCACUGCCAGGAUCUCAAAUACGACGUUGGCGGAGGGGAGAAGUUUGACUCUCUGACAGAUCUGGUGGAGCAUUACAAGAAGAACCCCAUGGUGGAGACUUUGGGCACCGUGUUGCAACUCAAACAGCCCCUGAACACCACCCGGAUCAACGCUGCCGAGAUCGAGAGCCGAGUGAGGGAGCUCAGCAAACUGGCAGAGACCACGGAUAAAGUCAAGCAGGGCUUCUGGGAAGAGUUUGAGACCUUGCAGCAGCAGGAAUGCAAACUCCUCUACAGCCGCAAGGAAGGGCAGCGCCAGGAAAACAAGAACAAAAAUAGAUACAAAAACAUUUUACCCUUUGAUCACACUAGAGUUGUUCUCCACGACGGCGAUCCCAAUGAACCUGUCUCAGACUAUAUCAAUGCUAAUAUUAUUAUGCCUGAGUUUGAAACCAAGUGCAACAACUCAAAGCCAAAAAAAAGCUACAUUGCUACCCAAGGCUGCCUGCAGAACACGGUGAAUGAUUUCUGGAGGAUGGUGUUCCAGGAGAAUUCCCGAGUUAUUGUCAUGACCACAAAAGAAGUGGAAAGAGGAAAGAGUAAGUGUGUCAAGUACUGGCCAGAUGAAUAUUCCCUGAAGGAAUACGGAGUGAUGCGUGUCCGGAAUGUGAAGGAGAGUGCAGCACACGAUUACACCCUGAGAGAGCUGAAACUUUCCAAAGUUGGCCAGGGGAACACGGAGAGGACGGUGUGGCAGUACCACUUCCGAACCUGGCCCGACCACGGCGUUCCCAGCGAUCCCGGGGGUGUCCUGGAUUUCCUGGAAGAGGUGCACCACAAGCAGGAGAGCAUUCCUGAUGCAGGACCUGUGGUGGUCCACUGCAGUGCUGGGAUUGGGCGAACAGGAACUUUCAUUGUCAUUGAUAUCCUCAUCGACAUCAUCCGAGAGAAAGGAGUGGACUGUGACAUCGAUGUCCCCAAGACCAUCCAGAUGGUGAGGUCCCAGCGCUCAGGGAUGGUGCAGACAGAGGCCCAGUACAGGUUCAUUUACAUGGCAGUGCAGCACUACAUCGAGACCCUCCAGCGCAGGAUCGAGGAGGAGCAGAAGAGCAAGAGGAAAGGUCACGAGUACACAAACAUUAAAUAUUCGUUAUCGGACCAGACGAGCGGCGAUCAGAGCCCUCUCCCCCCCUGCACCCCAACCCCAACGUGUCCAGAAAUGAGAGAAGAUAGUGCUAGAGUAUAUGAAAACGUGGGGCUGAUGCAACAGCAGAAGAGUUUCAGAUGAGAAGAUGUUCAGAGCCUUCCAGACAUGAAAAUGUUUUUCAAAAAGGUCAAGAAAGAGAUGGAAGAAGCUUCACGUGACCAGUGAGCUCUGAGGGCUUGGUACCUUUUUCUUUAUGGUUUUAAUCCUUCAGUAGGCAAAACUUCAGAGCAUCUAAAGAUUGUUUUUAUCUCUUCUCUCCAAUUUCCAAUUGCUCGUUUUCCAAAUAAAAGGAAAUCCUUUCUACAAGGUAGACAAUUACUUUGUAGAGUCAGUUUUGAAUCCUGCAAACUGUUGGACUGUCAUCCAUUUGGGUUUUUUUUAAAUAGUAUUUUGGUUUCACAGUAUGGCUGUUAGUGGGGUUUGUUUUGGUUUUUUUUUUUUCCUUAUUUGAGCAGUUGUGGGGUUUCUGGGGGGCAGUGGGUGGGCGGUGGGUGGUGGGAGAGCGAUACCAUGGAUAAAUCCGUGACACUAAAAUGUAAAACACUGAUUUUGGGAACAAUGUGGAUUGUUGGAAAACAGUGGAUCACCAGCGUGGAUAGAACCAAGUGCAUGAUCAAAUUAGUCCUGAUACAUUUCAAAUUCAGACUGAGCUUCCUGGGGUGAGCAGUUCUUGAGAUGAAGGUGCUUUCUUGUGAUAAUUGGUGGCUUUGAUUCCGAUUUUGCUGCGUGACCGGAUGGGCUAUUUCGGAGGAAUUUAUGCAAAGUUGCUCUUACAUCAAACAAAGUUUCUUUUCCGUGAUCUCUGCCCAGAAUAGGAAUUCCCAGUGUCCUUCAGGAGCCUCAGUGACCUGGGGCUUCUUUGUGAGGACACUCUGUGGUGACUUUAUGCUCAAUUCAAUGAGAUUGAACCGGCAGAAUUCAGGUAUUAAUUACGAAGUUGCAGGAUGUUAAAACCAGUGAGACCAGUAACCCACUGUUGGUGUCAGGGAGCCUUCCUCCCCUUGUGCUGGGAGGUGGAAGCUAUGGAGGAGCCUCCUGGAUUUUUAGGAAGGCUCUGUGCUAGUGGGGAAGGAGGAUCCCGGGAUUCCUCGUGGGACAGGGAGCAGCGAGGCCGCACCAGGGGCACUGUCCCACCCCAAGUGCCUUUGGGAUCUGCCUGGACCUUCCUGUCCCAAUCCCAUGAAGAAUCAUCUGGAACCACUUGUGGUUGUCAGGGAGACAAAGCCUCUUCCAGAGGCUCCCCAGGGAAGAUCUGGUGAGCUGCCACUCAUUCCUUCCCUUGGCCUGGAAUUCCUUCCAGUGGCCUGGACCAGCAGCUCCUGUUGAAGCCGUGGAUGGCAGGAUCAGGCCCAAGGAGUGGGGCUUGGUGUCUCCCCAGCACCUUGUCCCCGGUUUUGGGGACACUCUGUGACUUCAGUGGUGUUCAGGAAUGAUUCCCACCCUCACACAGGAUGCCUGAGCUGUGUGUGCAGGGCACAGGGCCGCUGGAAUGGGGUUAUUGGCCUUCCUGGUGGAAUUCUGCUGGAGCCUGGAAUGUAAUUACUGCAGCUCUGUGAGAGGUGAAGUGGGAGAUUCCAUUCCCUGGUCCUCGGAGUGCUUUGCAAAUCCCAAUAUUUGAGCAGUUUUGAACUGAAUGAAGGUGCUUUGUUAAUGUUGAGCAGGAUUUUCUUCCUUGGCCUCUUGUCCUUUUUGUCUUCGGGGGCUUUGGGGUUUGAUUUUUUGGAACUCCUGUCACCAGCACACCCUAAACAUGUUCAACUGUCAUGGCCUUAGGCUCUAGCCCUAAAUCCUUGUGCCCUUCCUAGACUGGAAUAGAUGAUGAGGAGAGAGAAAUAGGGUGAUUUGGCAGUGAAAUUCCUGCUCUCCAUCCCCUGCCAUCCUGUCCCUAUUCCCAGCUCCCUCCUGCUGAACAGGGAUCACUUGGAAGCGUUGAGAUUUGCAUGGAGCAAUUAAUAUUUGCCUCAAACUCUGUGCAGAGACAAAUUCUGUGCUUCAGAGGUUGUAGCAAGGUGGGGACACACCCAAGUGGGGUCUGGAGCUGCUCUGCUCCAUACUGGGAAGUCAGGAGGGGAAAAGUCAGGAGAAAGGAGGGAAGGAUCCUGAGGGAAUCUCAGCUCUCUGCACUCAGCUCAUGUGAAGUGUCUUAAAAGCUGGACCUGUGUAAGCAGCAAUCAGCCCAUGGCCAGCACAACGUUGCCUCCUGACCUCGUUCAGAACCUGCCUCUGGAGGAGUUGGUUUGGAAUUGUUUUCCUUGGGAGCAGGAAUUCUUGCUGCAGAAUGUGUAUGAAUCCUGGGGAGCACACAGUGGGGGAAUGUCAGUGAGGGGGGAGCAGGAUCUGAAAGAUUGUGGGUAAAGGAAUAAAUUCUCCUUUCUGAACCAGCACUGGGCACCAAAGGGGAGCCCCUGCACCCUAAAAUCUGUCACCAGAGGCAGGGAGGGUUCUUAAAGUAUUUCCUACAUCAAUUCCAGCAAAUCACUUUGGGGUUCUGACAGAUAAAGCAAUGAAGAGAAACAUCCUUUGGUUCAGGGGAGAUUGGGGGAUGUGGGAUUCCGGCAUUCCCAGUUGUAGGGAAUUCAGUGGAAGCAGUGCUGGCUGAGCUUGUUCUGGAGCAGGGAUGGGAAAGGGAUGCAGGGCUCCAGGGUUCUCUCAGAGAAGCCUUUGUAGCACGGGGGAAGUUUCCCCCAACUGCCAAGGCACAAUGAUCGAUGCCAGGGUGAAUCUGCUGCAGACUCCAUUUACUGAAUGUUUUAGAGAUCAACCUUAAUUCCAGCUAAUUCCUGUUAGGCCUGAUUGGUUCUAUUAAUCCUGACCAAACUUGCCUUUUUUCCUCCUAAAAGAAGUGUUUGAGACACGAUUAACCAGGACACAGCUAACAAAAGAAUCCAACCCGUUCCCUUUUUUCGUUGUAGGGCUGAGGAAAUUUGCAGCUGGGUCUGUGUUGUCAGGAUUUGAUUUUCUACCCGUAGCUCCAUUAUUUCAAAUUAAUUGUUCAUUUCUCCCUUUUCAAUAGUGAAAGGUAAUGAAUAAUUUCAAGCCUGUUUAUUUAUGACAUUACUGUGAUUUUUUUUUUAAUUGCAGUACUAAAAACUAAUAAAAAAGGAUCUUAUUAGGUGGAAUAGGCCUUGCAUUUAUUUUUUUUUCCUGCACUGUAUGAAGUAUUGUACCAGAGUAUUAAAUGAAAUGUAAUAUUUUAUUGCAAAAUUUCUAUCCUUUAAAAGGAAUACAUUUAGGAUGUCAUCAAUUUGAUGUGAAUCAUGUAAAUGUUGAGAAAUGAGCUGUUUAUUCUCCAUCUGGUGUUUCAAAAAGACUUCACCUCUUGCCUUUUGCCCACAGUCUGUAGCCCAUUUACAGUUGUCAAAAUGUGACAUUAAAUAAUAGUUCCUGUAUAGAAA